This is a messenger RNA of Fusarium verticillioides 7600, 1212 nucleotides long. RefSeq lists its product as hypothetical. Bases 1 to 1212 code for a protein of 403 amino acids. Gene Ontology annotation, molecular function: peptidase activity. NCBI's taxonomy places the organism in Eukaryota, Fungi, Ascomycota, Sordariomycetes, Hypocreales, Nectriaceae. The record is from RefSeq and is a predicted model, not a curated record. The transcript has a single exon. Gene Ontology annotation, biological process: proteolysis.
AUGAACAUUCUGUUUCUUUCUUUGCUCUGGCCUGCUGUAACCAGCGCUGCAGCUUGUAAGCCAACCUCCCCUAAAUCGAAAGCCGCUUGCAAGUUGGCCGCCAAUAACACUGUGGAGAUGAGUGUCGGCUUUGGUUACAAUGGGGACUGUGCUCCAAGUACCGGAACUCUCAAAGGCUUCAUGAUCUUUGUUGACUUUUCCGAUGCCGAACCUGCUCAAGGCGAAACUCCCCAAUCGCUCUACGAUGCUGUAGUCCCCCAAACAGCCGAAUGGUACAAGCAAGCCUCUUAUGGGGCCCUUUCCCUGGAUAUUGCGGCCGAUAUGUCCAGGUUCUACCGCAUGCCCAAGUCUGCUGCAUCGUAUGGCUGGGAGCGAGGUCUCACAGCGCCAGAACAUCAAGAAUACAUCCAGGAUGCCCUCGACGCCUACACAGCCGAAGGCACUCGCUCUCCGCCUCCCGAAUCAGACGUCCUCUAUGUUGUUCCCGUGAACAGCGUCGGUGGCAGAGGUAUCUCUCGGUCCAUUACUUAUGUUUCACGAACCAACACUAGACAGGGUGAUCAUGUUGCCCGAAAGACCGUCACCGUUGGCACCGACGCAUUUACAGGUUGGGGAACAAAGAGCUGGAAGGUAUUGGCUCACGAAACCGGACACACCAUGUGCUUGGCCGAUUUAUACCCCUUUGAGGAUCUUGGGCUGGGCUACUACGUUGGUGGAUGGAGUGCCAUGGGAGACCUCUCUGGCAUUGCUCCUGAUUUCUUUGCCUGGGAUAAGUGGCGCCUGGGUUGGAUUAACGACAGCUCUGUCGCCUGUGUUUCGGAGCGAGGAACUACUCAGCACACUAUUGACCCACUAGAACUGAAUAUUUCUGACAAUGGCGUCAAGGCUGUUAUCGUCGCCGCCAAUCAAACCUCCGCACUGGUCGCAGAGGCCCGUACAUCCGAGGGUCUUGACUCAGGUGUAUGUGCCCCUGGCGUCUUGCUGUACACAGUUGAUACCUCGAUCAAGACAGGCUAUGGCCCUGUCCGUGUUGCUGAUGUGACCCCGGGAUCAGGUGGCUGCGGCGAUAGUGCCUAUGACAAGAGUGAUGGAACGCUAUCCCUGACCCAGGGUGGAGUGAGCUCGUAUAAGGUUCCUGGCUGGGGUGUUCAAAUUACUGUAUUAAAGCAAACGGAGAAGAGCUAUAGUAUUCGAGUUGAUGCUGGGCUAUAG